AUGUCCGCUCAACAAUACGACUACCAAGAGAAGGAGAAAGCCGGCUCCGGCUCCUUCAAGGGUGCCGAUGUCGUCGCCACCCUCGAAGAUGGUGUCGGUGCCAACGCCACCAACGCCUUCGACCAGCGCAAGGGCGAGGAGCUCAAGCACGCUCUUCUGCCCCGUCACAUGGCCAUGAUCAGUAUCGGUGGUGUUAUCGGUACAGGUCUUUUCCUCGGUACCGCUGGUUCGCUGCACAACGCUGGUCCUCUUGGUCUCUGGCUCGGCUACCUCGUCAUGGGCUCCGUUUGUUACGCCAUGAUGAUGUGUCUCGGUGAGAUGAUCUCGUACCUUCCCGUCCCCGGUGGUCACAUCAAGCUCUCCGAACGUUUCGUUGGUAAGCCCCUGUCGUUCGCCAUGGGCUGGAACUACUGGUACAACUGGGUCAUCGUUCUCCCCGCCGAGCUGUCCGCCGCCGCCGUCCUCAUGUCCUACUGGUCCGACGCCAACCCCGCCAUCUGGAUCUCGGUCUUCCUCGUCAUCGUCGUCGCCAUCAACUUGCUCGGCACGCGCGCUUACGGUGAAGCCGAAUUCUGGUUCGCCUCGAUCAAGAUCAUCACCAUUGUCGGCCUCAUUAUUCUCUCGAUCUGCAUCGACCUCGGUGUCGGCAAGCAGGGCCGCCUCGGCUUCCGCUACUGGAAGAACCCCGGCCCCUUCAAGCAGUACCACGGCAUCCAGGGAUCGCUUGGACAGUUCCUCGGUUUCUUUUCUGUGCUCAUCAACGCAGCUUUUUCCUUCAUCGGUACGGAGAUCGUCGCCAUCGCUUCUGCUGAGGCCAAAAACCCUCGCAAGUCCGUUCCCAGCGCCAUCCGCAAGGUGUGGAUCCGUAUCUGCCUGUUCUACUUCCUUGGAACUUUCAUGAUCGGACUCGUCUGCAGCAGCAACGCUCCCGAGCUGACCAUGGGUCACAAGACUGCUGCUCGCUCUCCCUUCGUCGUAGCUAUCAACGCAGCAGGUAUUCGGGCCUUGCCUUCCAUUAUCAACGCAGCCCUGGUCACAUCAGCUGUGUCGGCGGCUUCGUCGGACCUCUUCACGUCGUCGCGAGCGCUCUACUCGCUCGCAAUCGCCGGUUCUGCGCCCCGAAUCUUCGCCCGAACCACUAAGCACGGCCUCCCUUACAUCGCCGUUGCGGUCUCGAUUGCCUUCUCGUUCCUCUCGUACAUGUCUGUUCGCGAUGGAGCCUCGACGGUGUUCGGUUACUUUGCCAACAUGACCUCGAUCGCUGGUAUGGUAACCUGGUUCUGCAUUGGCAUCAUGUACAUCCGCUUCCACACGGCGAUGAAGGUGCAGGGCAUGUCGCGGGAUGUCCUGCCUUACCGUGCAUGGCUGCAGCCCUUCUGCGGCUACUGGACCGUCUGCACCACUUUCAUCGUCAUGCUCUUCUCCGGCUGGAGCAUCUUCCUCAAUGGCAACUGGUCCACCUCCGAUUUCAUCACCAACUACAUCCCCAUCCCCUUCUUCAUCAUCAUGUACGUGGGUAACUGGGUUUACAACCGCAACAACGGCGCCCACAUCCCCGCCCAGGAGGUCGACCUCACCACCGGUCUCCGCGAAAUCAUUGAGGCCGAGGUGCCCGAGGAGAAGCCCACCACCAUCGGCGGCAAGGUCUGGGCCUUCAUCUCUUAA
This is a messenger RNA of Kalmanozyma brasiliensis GHG001, 1665 nucleotides long. RefSeq names its product Amino acid permease/ SLC12A domain protein. NCBI's taxonomy places the organism in Eukaryota, Fungi, Basidiomycota, Ustilaginomycetes, Ustilaginales. Gene Ontology annotation, biological process: amino acid transmembrane transport. The record is from RefSeq and is a predicted model, not a curated record. The coding region runs from base 1 to 1665 and encodes 554 amino acids. Gene Ontology annotation, cellular component: membrane. Gene Ontology annotation, molecular function: amino acid transmembrane transporter activity. The transcript is spliced from 2 exons.